GCUGUAGGUAAUUAGAGGACGAGAGACGUGCAAAACACGUGUUUAUUGGUCGCCUAUAAAUUACUUGCACUUCUCAUUCUCAAUCAGUUGUUCAAGUGAACUUAAAAUGAUUCGAGUAAUUGUGGCUUACAUUGUGGUCGUCAUAGCGAUGCUGUGUAUUACACAACUUGCUUUUGGCGAAGCCAUCCCCGAUCAUCAUUCCGGUCAUCAUGGAGGUGGAAGUCAUCAUGGAGGUGGAGGUCAUCAUGGCGGUGAAGGUCACCACGGAGGUGGUAGUCAUCACGGAGGUGGCGGUCAUCACGGAGGCGGCGGCCAUCAUGGUCACAAGAAUCAUCACUAAUUUGUUGUCUAUGUCAACAACAAUAUUUAUAAGAAAUCCAGUUUGUUUCUUUGCAGAAAUAUUGUAUGUGUAUGUCUUCUUC
Molecule: messenger RNA, 422 nt
Organism: Photinus pyralis (common eastern firefly)
Lineage: Eukaryota; Metazoa; Arthropoda; Insecta; Coleoptera; Lampyridae
Product: dormancy-associated protein 2-like
Exons: 2
Coding region: 107-340 (77 amino acids)
Source: RefSeq, a predicted model, not a curated record